AAAGUGAACAUUCUCUGACCACCCUUUCCAUCUUUUGACUCUUAGCUAGACUGUAACCUACCCGUCGUGUUUGCUGAAUGUGAGCUAUGUAACAGUGGAUGUUUGUUGUAACCGUCUCCCGUCAGCCUACGGUUCGUGCUUCUGGCUGCUGCUGGCCGCGGUGGGCCACUGUCCCAUGCCUCUGUGAGGAGCCGCUCCUGCCGCUGCAUGCUGCCGCUGUCCUGGCUGCGUCCGGCUAUGGCGUCCGCGUAUAGCGGAUCGCACACCUUGAGCAAGGAUGAUGUGAACUACAGGAUGCAUUUCCGAAUGAUCAACGAGCAGCAGGUUGAGGAUAUCACGAUAGACUUCUUCUACAGGCCUCACACGAUAACCCUGCUGACAUGUACGGUGCUCAGCCUGAUGUAUUUCGCCUUCACGAGAGAUGAUGGAAAUCAUGACGGUAAUAUCUGGGUGGGGCUCAUCCUGGUCAUCUCCUUCUUCCUUGUCAUUAGUGUUUUGGCAUUUCCUAAUGGUCCAUUCACCAGACCACAUCCAGCAAUAUGGCGAAUAGUUUUUGGUCUGAGUGUCCUGUAUUUCCUGUUCCUCGUCUUCAUCAUCUUCCUCAACUGGCAGCAGGUAAAGCAGCUAAUGUACUGGUUGGACCCAAAUCUGCGCUAUGCUAAGAGAGAAGCUGACAUAAUGGAGUAUGCUGUGAACUGCCAUGUCAUCACCUGGGAGAGAAUCCUGAGCCAUUUUGACAUUUUUGCGUUCAGUCAUUUUUGGGGUUGGGGUAUGAAGGCUCUUCUCAUUCGAAGUUACGGACUGUGCUGGACCAUAAGCAUUACCUGGGAACUGACUGAGCUGUUCUUCAUGCAUCUGCUGCCUAACUUUGCUGAGUGCUGGUGGGACCAGGUGAUUCUCGAUAUUCUGCUGUGUAAUGGAGGAGGGAUCUGGCUUGGCAUGACUGUGUGCCGCUUUUUGGAAAUGAGGACCUACCACUGGGCCAGUAUAAAAGACAUUCACACUACCACAGGGAAAAUCAAACGAGCUGUGUUGCAGUUCACCCCAGCAAGUUGGACAUAUGUGCGCUGGCUUGACCCAAAGUCCUCCCUGCAGCGUGUGAUGGGCGUUUAUCUAUUCAUGAUCAUCUGGCAGCUAACCGAGUUGAACACAUUUUUCCUCAAGCAUAUUUUUGUUUUUCCUGCAAGCCACGCUCUCAGCUGGUGUCGAAUUCUGUUCAUUGGCAUAAUCACCGCUCCAACAGUGAGGCAGUAUUAUGCCUACCUGACCGACACACAGUGCAAGAGAGUUGGAACCCAGUGCUGGGUGUUUGGGGCCAUAGCCUUUCUGGAGGCUUUAGCGUGUAUUAAGUUUGGACAGGACUUGUUUUCAAAGACACAGAUCCUCUAUGUGAUUCUCUGGCUGCUGUGUUUGGCCUUUAUUACAUUCCUGUGCUUGUAUGGGAUGGUGUGGUAUGCUGAAACCUAUGGACCAAGAGAAAAGCGUCUGUCAGAAUGCGAGGACAGUAAUUACACAGAAUCUGCUGACCAUAUGUCUGAAGAAUUCCAAGGAGAGAUGGAAGUGGGCAGUGACAGCCCUACAACCAGGCAGAGAGGGAAGGGUUCAGGAAAGAUCAAGUCUAUCAACGGCCUGGACAGUCAGUAGGAGCUGGAACCUUAGGCUGGAGGGCAACUCAUCAGGAGCCAAGCAUGAAGGAUCACGAGUUACAUACAGAGAGCAGAAAGCCCCGACCUUCAUUAUAGGGAGUGAAAGUAGGAGAGAAUACAUGGAUGAGCAGGUCCAUGUAGUGUUAUUAGGGAUGCACAGGGGCUUGGAUCGUAGAAGUGCACACUAGUGCAAUCACUAAAAGCUCCUAAACCACAGACCACAGGGUGUGUGUGUGUGUGUGUGUGUGUGUGUGUGUGUGUGUGUGUGUGUGUGUGUGUGUGUGUGUGUGUGUGUGUGUGUGUGUGUGUGUGUGUGUGUGUGUGUGUGUCUUGGAGGAGAAAGAGAAACUGCCGAUUUAGAUGUGACUGAUAGCGUAGCUUGUGUACUAACUUUUUCAAACUUUUAUCCAACCAUACAGGUUGUCAUUGAUAUUUAAUAUGCAGUACUUCAAAUAACUACAUUCAAUGACUCACUUUUCGGUUUUAAUACGCUUCAACCAUUUAUAAAGGCACAUUUUAAUUUUGUCACUAUGUGUGAUGCGUAGAUUUGUGGCAAAUAGCAGUUUUAAAUGUCACACUAUGAAUGAAUAAAUAUAAAAUAAACACAAUAAGGUGUGUUAAAAGUGAAGGGAUCUAAAUAUCAAAAUCGUUUCUAAGGCUUCUGUGUAUUUGACUGGUUCAUACCAGCCUUAACUCUAACUUGGUGGCAUUCAAGCCAUCAUGUGAAAUAUAUCGUAUAGUUUGAGCCUCUACGUUUCUAGCACAGAAGAGUCUAUUAUUAGUACCUGUUUUUGUGUUUUUACGUCAGAUGUUUAUAUCUUGAAUGUGGACAGGAUUUCAAUGCAAGACAGCUGCAGCUUGUUGGCAGAAUCGACGCACACAGUUUAAGCACUUUUCAGAAUGUUCUCCUGGGAAUAGUGUACAUUUUGUAACGUUUGAGUAUUUUGUGAAUCACUGUGAUUGUGAGUGAUUUCAUUCUUUAUCCAUCUGUGGCUGCUGUCAGGUCUGUAUCUUGUUUUUUUGUUUCGAUACCAGGCAUUUACCCAACGUCCUGCAUGUGUCGAGCUCCUGCUGCCUGUGUGCAGAUGGUUUGCUUCUCCUGUUGACUUCUCUGUUGUUGCAUAUAUUGCAUUAUGCAUGGCCUUGUCAAAUGAAAUCACGUGUUUGAGUAGACAAAUAUUAUAAGAUUAGUCAACAGGCAUUUGUGUUACGCACAACAUGACACCAGUAUUUAUGUUUCAUGUCCUUCCCUGUCGCUGUACCAGUUAAAUUCACCCCUUGUGCCUGUUUGCAUGUUUCUUUUUGUUUCUCGGUUUGUAUUAAGACUGAAUAUGAGCUUUGUGUUGGGUCCUUUUUCUCCUGGAGUGCUUUACUGAAGUUUGUUUUUGUUACUCAGUAAUCAGUAUCAUCUCAGCACAGAUAUAAUCCUUGACAAUCUAUGUUUUGAUCUCUGUGGAAUGGGUCAGGCAUUCCUACAACAUACAGUAUAAAUUAUGCAUUGUCUCUGGAUUUAAAUGCCAUUUGCCAAAAACAUGUCUGCUGAAAUUAUUUGUGCUGUUCUUUUUUCACUGUGAAAUGAUUAAAAGUAUUAAAAUCUU
Betta splendens (Siamese fighting fish) is the source of this 3244-nucleotide messenger RNA. RefSeq names its product phosphatidylserine synthase 1a (gene ptdss1a). Bases 208 to 1644 code for a protein of 478 amino acids. Lineage: Eukaryota; Metazoa; Chordata; Actinopteri; Anabantiformes; Osphronemidae. Gene Ontology annotation, molecular function: L-serine-phosphatidylethanolamine phosphatidyltransferase activity. The transcript has 13 exons. Gene Ontology annotation, biological process: phosphatidylserine biosynthetic process. The record is from RefSeq and is a predicted model, not a curated record.